AUACCCCUUUGAUGAAGAAACAUUUAAGGUGUGGGACACCGACAGAAUGAAACGAGAGAGGGGUAGAUCACUGUCCUCUUUUUCUGUCUCUUGGGGAACGACGUACGACAAGGAUGGAGAGAUGUACGAAAGAGAUAAAGAGCACGUACAUUCUAGAAUAAUUCUUGUGCUAUAAGAAUUCUCGAAUAUCCAGAAAGACCAGUCUAUUUAGUUUCGAGUGCGAUUUUAUGAAAUAAACAUCGAAGGCAAAAGUGCCAUUAGUGAAGACAAGCAAUCGAGGGUUAAUUUAGUAGAGUAAUUAGUGACGGUAGUGAGUUCGCGUAAAUUGCAUAUUUUUUUGUGCACCUAUAUUCCUCUUUGAUUAAUUAAAAAUAAACCUUUGAAGACUUCUAAGGCGUUUCUAUCCGAUUCCCCUAGUUUGUAACAAUAACCUCUAAAACCCUUGCGUAGCUGAGAUUUGAAUAUAGAAAAUUAACUUAAAUUUGACAAUUUGAUUUCGUAGACCUGUAAAUUAGAUAAUUAUAUAUACUGUGUAGUGUGUAUUAGAAUUUAGAGGGAGGUGUACAAUUCGUUGCGUAUUAUUUUAAAACACUUGUAAAUUGUAAUCUUAAGCUUAGUUAAUUUGUCUGUUAAACCUAUUGUUGUAAUUUUUGUGUCGGUAAUUAUAAAUUAACAUGUCGGAUGUAAAUUCGGAUACAAACCCAUCUCCAACCCAUAAUAAGAAUAUACGAACAAAGUUAAAAAUAUUAGCCUUACAUGGAUACAGACAGAACGGAACUUUGUUUAGCGGAAAAAUUGGUUCGUUUCGAAAGGCAGUUUCAAAAUAUGCUCAGCUAGUUUUUAUUUCUGCUCCACAUAAGGUUUAUACUGACGAUGGAGCUGGGGAUGAAGAUGUUCGCUCUUGGUGGUUCAAUGCAGAAGACAAUACUUACAGUGGCAAAUGCUUAGGAGGGCCUGCCAUAGGCUUUGAGGUUACUUUAAGACUAAUUGAAGAUGUAGUUAAGGAGUAUGGACCAUUCGAUGGAUUAAUGGGUUUUUCUCAAGGAGCUUGUCUUGUAGGCCUGCUUGCGGCUAUGCAACAGAAAGGGUAUCUACCAUACACUUUUAAGUUUGCAAUAUUUGCAUCAGGAUUUCGUUCUGGCAGUUUAGUGCAUAAAGGAUUUUAUGAUGAAGAUAUAGAUUUACCUUCUUUGCAUGUUUAUGGAGAAAGUGAUUCAAUUAUUCCUAAAGAAAUGAGUGAGUCUCUAAUAAAUCUAUUUACAAAGCCAAUAGUUGCAGAACAUUCUGGAGGUCAUUAUGUGGCUUGCUCAGGUUCUAUUAAAGAUGCUUAUUUAGAUUUCUUACAUGAUAGAUACGAGGAUAUUAUAGAAAGCGAGAAAUUACAAAAAAAGGACUAAAGAUUGUUCUUAGUGAUUUGUGUUACAUACAAAUAUGAUAAGUAUUCUUUGCUUAAAUUAUUAUAUAUAUUG
Molecule: messenger RNA, 1469 nt
Organism: Pieris brassicae (large cabbage white)
Lineage: Eukaryota; Metazoa; Arthropoda; Insecta; Lepidoptera; Pieridae
Product: esterase CG5412
Exons: 4
Coding region: 675-1397 (240 amino acids)
Biological process (GO): response to retinoic acid
Cellular component (GO): cytoplasm; nucleus
Source: RefSeq, a predicted model, not a curated record